Saxophila tyrrhenica is the source of this 807-nucleotide messenger RNA. RefSeq lists its product as uncharacterized. The record is from RefSeq and is a predicted model, not a curated record. Gene Ontology annotation, biological process: glycerolipid catabolic process. The transcript is spliced from 2 exons. The coding region runs from base 1 to 807 and encodes 268 amino acids. Gene Ontology annotation, molecular function: triacylglycerol lipase activity. Lineage: Eukaryota; Fungi; Ascomycota; Dothideomycetes; Mycosphaerellales; Extremaceae.
AUGCCCUUCCUCAAACGCGAACACCGCACUCGAAUCUACUACGAAGUCCACGGCUCAGGCACCCCAUUGCUCCUCACCCAUGGCUACUCUUCCACCUCUGCCAUGUGGCAAGGCCAGGUUGAUGCGUUCACCAAGGCAGGCUUCAAGCUCAUCAUCUGGGACAUGCGCGGUCAUGGCCGAAGCGCCUACCCCGAUGAUCAGAGCGUCUACAGCGAAGCACAUACUGUAGCAGACAUGGCUGCAUUGCUCGAUCAUAUAUGCGGCGAGGGCAGCUCCGCCAUCGUCGGAGGCCUGAGCCUAGGAGGUUACAUGAGCCAGGCGUUCUAUCGUGUCCAUGAAGCAAGAGUGCAGGCGUUAUUAAUCAUAGACACCGGCCCCGGCUUCAAAAGCUCCAAAGCCCGCGAAGGCUGGAACAAGUACGCCAACGAAACAGCCGACCAAUUCGACCGCGAAGGCCUCAAACAGUUGCAGAACUCCACGCCAGAGCGUGCGCAGGUCAAACACCGCAAUGCGGAAGGCCUCGCGAUGGCGGCGAGAGGCAUGUUGGCGCAGCGGGACGACUCUGUGAUCAACGCUCUGCCAGCGAUCAAAGUCCCGUCGCUCGUUGUGGUAGGUGCGGAUGACAAGGGUUUCCUGAAUGCGGCGGAGUAUAUGGCGAAGAAGAUCCCGGACUGUAAGAAAGUGGUGAUUCCUGGUGCGGGGCACGCGGUGAAUAUGGAUCAGCCGGAGGCGUUUAAUGCGGCAGUGUUGGAAUUUUUGGAGGCUGUGAAGGGUCGAGGUGGCUCCAGUAGGCCGGCGAAACUUUAA